This is a messenger RNA of Nymphaea colorata (pocket water lily), 2795 nucleotides long. Its product is annotated as probable arabinosyltransferase ARAD1. Lineage: Eukaryota; Viridiplantae; Streptophyta; Magnoliopsida; Nymphaeales; Nymphaeaceae. The record is from RefSeq and is a predicted model, not a curated record. Gene Ontology annotation, molecular function: glycosyltransferase activity. The transcript has 3 exons. Bases 979 to 2415 code for a protein of 478 amino acids.
GGUCUGAGAUAAUUCUGCCUCUGCUGCGGAAGGUUGGCCGCGCUCAAAACCAGAUUCCUUCUUGGCAAUUACUAGAAAAACGUACACCUGUACGAGAGAAGUCGAAGGUUUCUUUUCAAAAUGGUGGCGAAAUUGCGGUAGGCGCUUGAAGGUUUCUCAAUGAAGCGGCAGAAAUGAGAAAUAGAAGGAAAUGGUUGGCCCACAAGAGACCGGAACCACAGAUCAGCCCGACCAUCGCGGGCUGUUCGGAUAGAAGAGUAACCACGCCUGUUUCUGUUACCAUCGUUCAUGCGUUGGGAUUUGGUUGUUGCAGCGAAAUUCCUCCUUCGUCGUCGCUAAAGAUGUGAAUUAGAUCUGCACGAUGGAGUGGGUAAUCCUUUGUUAGUUUAGAUCACCACCAUUUUUCGGUGAGUUUACGCUUCGGUGCUUGCAGAAGAAGGUUACGUGCCUGUGCCAUCCUUUUUCGGGUACCCGAUUCCUUUUUUGUGAGCGUAAAACGAUUGACGCUGAGCAAAAAAUACCCUUCUUCCGAGAAAUGCCACCAUCUUGAGGAAACCACUAUGUAAGUACAUCGACAUUUUUGAUUUCGGAAUAAAAAGGAUGCUACCUUUUGAAUCAUCCAGCGCGUGCGCUGUGCUUUUUUCAGAAUGAGGAGAUCAUUGGAAAAUAAAAGAAUGGGGUUUCCUUACCUUCUCGCCCAUGAGAUACACCAAGUCGGAGAAGAUUGGUGGAGGUGAGUACCCGGUCGGACUUGCAAGCAAGACUGAGGUCCUUGCAUGGUUUUGAUGUGCCCACGUGAUUUCUGUGAAUGUAAUUUGGUGUAUGACAGAGAAAAUUGAUUCCCACCGUCUUGAACAGUUUUCACUACACCUCUAAAUUUUUACGGCGGUUCCCUAUAUUGCCUUAAACACCAAUUUGGGCAUAUCUAUUUCUUCAUGUAUCAGUAGAAAUUUAUUUCGUAUCGUAUGCAAUACUGCAAUGGGUGAUGGCCGGAUUCCACAUUCAGUUGGAUUUGAAAGAAGGAGAUACUUGUUCUGCCUCUUCACUGUGUCUGUGUUUGUCUUCGUCUUCUCGUGGUUCUUUUUCCUCCAAUCAGCAGGAUCCCCGCAUUUCAUUGAACACGGUUUUCUGCCUGACAAAAAGCUCUUCUCUGUAGUUGACAAUUUUAAAUCAACACCGAGGGACCUUAGCAAAGAGCAUCAUGAAUCGCCGCCUACAAUAGCAACCAUCCAGGACGAAGUUAAAGAACAACCCAGCGCUUGUGAGCCUAACAAGACGACUCUGAAAGUUUUUAUGUAUGACCUGCCUUCUGAAUUUCAUUUUGGUUUGCUAGGCUGGAAAGGGACAGACAGCGUUUGGCCUGAUAUCUCGAACGGAGUUCCAGAUUAUCCUGGUGGAUUAAAUCUUCAACAUAGUACAGAAUAUUGGCUUACUUUGGAUCUUUUAUCAUCUAGGUUUUCUAACAGAAGAGGCCCUUGUAAUGCUGUAAGAGUUGACAAUUCCAGUAAGGCUGAUAUCAUAUUUGUUCCAUUUUUCUCUUCAUUGAGUUAUAAUCGGUAUUCAAAGGUGAACCCGAAAGAAAAAGUAAGCUUGAAUAGGGCAUUACAGGAUAAACUGGUAGCUUAUCUAAGAGUGCAGCACGAAUGGAAGAGAUCAGGUGGACGUGAUCAUGUGAUACUUGCACAUCACCCAAACAGUAUGCUGGACGCAAGGAUGAAGUUGUGGCCAUGCAUGUUUAUACUUUCUGACUUUGGAAGGUAUCCUCCGAAUGUAGCAAACAUAGACAAGGAUAUUAUUGCUCCUUACAAGCAUGUCAUCAGAAAUUAUGAUAAUGAUUCGUCCACCUUUGAUAGCCGGCCUAUCUUGCUGUAUUUUCAAGGAGCAAUUUACCGCAAAGAUGGUGGAUAUAUUCGACAGGAGCUAUACUAUAUUCUUAAAGAUGAGAAGGAUGUGCACUUUUCUUUUGGCAGCAUACGUGGAGGUGGGAUAAAUCAAGCAACUAAAGGAAUGCAUUCUUCCAAAUUCUGUUUGAACAUUGCUGGUGACACACCAUCCUCCAAUCGUCUGUUUGAUGCUAUUGCCAGCCAUUGUGUGCCUGUUAUUAUUAGCGAUGAAAUUGAGCUCCCUUAUGAAGACGUCCUUGACUACUCAGAAUUCUGCAUUUUUGUCCGUACAUCUGAUGCUCUUAAAGAAGGCUUUCUCAUUAAAUUAGUUAGAAGCAUCACAAAGGAAGAAUGGAUGAAAAUGUGGGAAAGGUUAAAGGAAAUUGAGCACCAUUUUGAGUAUCAAUACCCAUCCCAGGGUGAUGAUGCUGUUCAAAUGAUUUGGAAAGCAGUAUCACGUAAAGUUCCAUCAAUCAGAUUGAAGCUCAACAGGAGCAACCGGUUUAGAAGAUCUAUGGUUCAAAUGCCAUGAAAAUUUAUUACAGAUGAAGAUGCAAAGUAGAAAUGGUGUAUGUUUCUUAGUGUGAUUUUGCGCUCUUUCAGGAAUAGUAAAUCUUGUCAGUGCAUGGACUGAAGUGCUCGACCGUGACAAAUUCCAUCAAUGGCAACUUGUUUGAGGUAAUCAGACACAACUGAACUUUUCUCUUGCCUGGUGACAAAAAAGUUGAAGAUGGGGAAAAGGGAGAGAACGUUUUUAGGGUUUUUAUAAAACUUAAUUUGCUGGAUGUUUUUUUUUUUUCUCUUAAAUCUGGAAGAGUAUUGAGCACAAAAAAAAUUCAUGGACAUGACAAUCUGCACUGAACAUGGGGAAUUUUUUUUUGCUACUCUAUAUAUCUGUCUUAAUUUUCAUCA